Mya arenaria is the source of this 1396-nucleotide messenger RNA. Its product is annotated as general transcription factor 3C polypeptide 5-like. The coding region runs from base 50 to 1396 and encodes 448 amino acids. Gene Ontology annotation, cellular component: transcription factor TFIIIC complex. NCBI's taxonomy places the organism in Eukaryota, Metazoa, Mollusca, Bivalvia, Myida, Myidae. The record is from RefSeq and is a predicted model, not a curated record. Gene Ontology annotation, biological process: transcription initiation at RNA polymerase III promoter. The transcript has 11 exons.
AUGGCUGCGCCCAUGACAAAAGUGGAUUGCAUAGUAUUUGGGAAUCAAAAUGGGGGAUUGGACAGAUAAGAACAAUAGAAUUGAUAUAUUGUAUAAUGGGUCUCGUAGAUUUCUUUGUGUCGAACAUCCAGCUUUAAUACAGAACCAUGACAAAGCGUUACAAACACUUGGUGGCAUUGAAACUCUACAGCAGAUUUUCAGUGAUUCCCAAAAGAGACUUCCUCUUCUCUGGCGGCCAGAUAACAUCUACUGCAAACCAGCCUAUGGGGACAGGUUCAGUGUGUCCAAUUUGCUGAUGAAGGUUACAAAGCGAAGGAGAAAGUCAGAUGGCCGGGAGGAUUACAAAGUGGAGUUUUGUGGUCACAUUGAUACAAGCUACAGGUUCCAAGCUAUGGCUGAUUUCCAGUACCUUCCGAUGCAGUUGAAGCCGGAUGGUCAGUAUGAGAACAUCUACAACAAGGUGGUCAUUGACCAUUUGGUACCCCGCAGCAAAUACUUCGACUCUGAUGUACCCCUCUACAUACCGCCCCUCACAUUCUCAAGGGUAGACAAGACAAUAGAUUUCAACUUCAAGCUGCCAAUCAAGCAUGGACCGUCGUACAAGAACCCCGAUGAUGAUCGCCCUGCACACUACAUCGGCACUGUUCGUCAGAGGCGUACAAUCUACACUGUGUUUGUGAACUAUGGGGAGACUCUUCCAACCAAACCACAACCAGAAGCUGUGGAAAGGAUGAACUCAAAUUUUGUGAACAAAGAAUGCAAGGAAAAACUGGAAAAGUUAUUUGAGAUGAAGCCAGUUUACCUGAAGGUCGAGUUGGAACACAAGACUGGCACGUCUAUAAUGAAACUGAAGUCAUACCUACCAGCCAUGGCGUUCUACUGGUUGGAUGGGCCGUGGCGGGCCCAGUGGAACAAGUUUGGCUUUGACCCGACCAAGAAUCCCAGUGCCAAGAUAUAUCAGACCAUUGACUUCAGGAUCAGGCAAUUGCGCCCAGGUCAAUGGUGGAUCAAGGCAAAGCGUGGGGCGGGGAGACUCGUGCAGUACAACCAGACGGCACACAACCAGAAACACAAUGUGAAGAUCAGUCUUCAGUCUCUCGGUGAUCAAAAACAAGACAGUGAGGAAGGACAGGAGGAUAAAUUACAGGAGCAGGAGGCUCUGUACAAGUUUCGGCCGGACACCGUGCCACCACAGAGGAUGAUGUACUACCCAGCGCAAUAUGUGGAAAUACCAGAGGUCCAAAAAUUGAUACACAAAAAUGAUGGAAGGUUGAAAAGGAAAGGUUACAAAGUGCAAAUCAACACGCCGUCAGUGCAGUGUGAGCGCCGUGAAAGUGCAGUGCACCUGCAGUUCACGCGCCUUGACAAAUUGAUGCAUGCAGUGGAAGCGCUGUGA